AGUUCAACUCUCGCUGGGCGCUCUCUCACACACACACACACACAUUUGGAACCGUGGCUUUCGUGUGAGAGAGAGAGAGAGAGGGAAGAGGAAGAAGGACACAGACAGAAAGAGAAGGACACAGAGAGAGAUAUAAAGACGGAGAGAGAGAAAGAAGAGAAAAAGAGGAGUAGUGGUCUCCUUGACGACCAAGGUUCGGCAGGAUGGCAGAAGCUGCUGAUGGAGACGAGGAGAUACAGUUUGUGAGGACGGAUGAUACGGUGGUGUUGCAGUGCACUGCGUCCAUCUUGAAGGAGCAGAUCAAACUGUGUUUGUCAUGCGAGGGUUUCGGCAACCGACUCUGCUUCCUAGAGACCACCUCUAACGCCCAGAAUGUUCCCCCGGACCUGGCGAUCUGCUGCUUCAUCCUGGAGCAGUCUCUGUCCGUGCGCGCCCUCCAGGAGAUGCUGGCCCACACGUCCGACACCGAGGCAGUGGAUUUGGAUAAAUGGUCCAGCCAGGGGGGAGGUCACCGCACACUGCUGUAUGGUCAUGCCAUUCUCCUCCGACACACACACUCUGGAAUGUACCUGAGCUGUCUGACCACCUCCCGCUCUCUGACUGAUAAGCUGGCCUUUGAUGUGGGCCUGCAGGAGGACUCCACAGGUGAGGCCUGCUGGUGGACCAUCCACCCUGCGUCCAAGCAGAGGUCAGACGGUGAGAAGGUGCGCGUGGGUGACGAGCUGAUCCUGGUCAGCGUGUCGUCCGAGAGAUACCUGCACUUGUCCUAUGCCAGUGGGGAUCUCAUGGUGGAUGCCUCCUUCAUGCAAACACUCUGGAACAUGAACCCUGUGUGCUCUGGCUGUGAGGUGGCCGAAGGCUACCUGACGGGAGGGUAUGUUAUCCGUUUGUUCCACGGUCACAUGGACGAGUGUUUGGCCAUCGCUGCAGCGGAACAGGGGGAUGACCAGCGCAGGAAUGCACACUAUGAGGGAGGGACUGUCUGUAGCCACGCCCGGUCGCUAUGGAGACUGGAACCUUUGCGGAUUGGCUGGAGCGGGAGCCACAUCAAGUGGGGUCACUCGUUCCGCGUGCGACACAUCACCACCGGACGCUACCUCUGCCUGGAGGAGGAGAAGGGGCUCCUGCUGGUGGACCCCGAGAAGGCCAACACCAAGGGCUCAGCCUUCUGCUUCCGCGCAUCCAAGGAGAAGUCGGAGGCUGCCCCUAAGCGUGAGGUGGAGGGGAUGGGUCUGCCGGAGAUCAAGUACGGAGAGUCCAUGUGCUUCGUCCAGCACAUCGCCACUGGACUCUGGCUCACCUACGCCUCCGUAGACGCCAAAUCAGCACGCCUCGGACCCCUCAAGAGGAAGGCUAUUCUCCAUGUUGAGGGCCAUAUGGAUGAUGCCCUGACGGUGGCGCGCUCUCAGACUGAGGAGUUUCAGGCGGCCAGAAUGAUCUACAGUACCACAGGGCUCUUCAUGCAGUUCAUCAAGGGCCUGGACUCUCUGAGCGGUAAGAACAAGUCUCCGUCGUCGUCUGCGUUGCCGCUGGACUCUGUGGUGCUGCUGCUGCAGGAUCUCAUCUUCUACUUCCGCCCUCCUCACGAGGAGCUGGAGCACGAGGAGAAGCAGACCAAGCUCCGCUCCCUCAAGAACCGACAGAACCUCUUCCAGGAGGAGGGCAUGAUAACGCUGGUACUGGAGUGUAUUGACCGUCUGAACGUGUACAACACGGCGGCUCACUUCUCUGAGUUUGCUGGAGAGGAGGCAGCAGAGUCCUGGAAGGAGAUUGUAAAUCUGCUCUAUGAACUACUGGCUUCCCUUAUCCGAGGGAACAGGGCCAACUGUGCCCUCUUCUGUGAUAACCUGGACUGGCUGGUCAGCAAGCUGGACCGACUGGAGGCCUCUUCAGGUAUUCUGGAGGUGUUGUACUGUGUUCUGAUUGAGAGCCCUGAGGUUCUGAACAUCAUUCAGGAGAAUCACAUCAAAUCCAUCAUCUCCCUGUUGGACAAACACGGACGCAACCACAAGGUGCUGGACGUGCUGUGUUCCUUGUGUGUGUGUAAUGGCGUAGCUGUGAGGUCCAAUCAGAACCUCAUCACGGAGAACCUGCUGCCUGGCCGAGACCUUCUGCUGCAGACCAACAUCAUCAACUAUGUCACCAGCAUGCGUCCCAACAUCUUCCUGGGCACGUGCGAGGGCUCCACGCAGUACAAGAAGUGGUACUACGAGCUGAUGGUGGACCAGGUGCAGCCCUUCCUCACCGCCCAGGCCUUCCACCUGCGCGUGGGCUGGGCGCUCACCGAGGGCUACAGCCCCUACCCCGGCGGAGGAGAGGGCUGGGGCAGCAACGGCGUGGGGGACGACCUCUACUCCUACGGCUUCGACGGACUAAACCUGUGGUCAGGGCGUGUCCCGCGGGUGGUGGCGUCGCCCAGUCAGCACAUCCUGUCUGCGGAGGACGUGGUGAGCUGCUGCCUGGAUCUGAGCGUGCCCAGUAUCUCCUUCCGCAUCAACGGGCACCCGGUGCAGGGCAUGUUCGAGAACUUCAACGUGGACGGACUCUUCUUCCCCGUCGUCAGCUUCUCUGCUGGGAUCAGGGUGCGUUUCCUCCUGGGUGGUCGCCAUGGAGACUUCAAGUUCCAGCCCCCGCCGGGGUACGCGCCGUGUUAUGAGGCGGUCCUGCCCAAAGACCGCCUCCGCAUCGAGCCCAUCAAGGAGUACAAGCACGACUUCGAUGGAGUCCGGAACCUUCUGGGGCCCACGCAGGCGCUCUCACACACCGCCUUCACACCGUGCCCUGUGGACACCGUGCAGAUUGUACUGCCCCCUCAUCUGGAGCGCAUCCGGGAGAAGCUGGCGGAGAACAGCCACGAGCUGUGGGCAGUGACCCGCAUCGAGCAGGGCUGGACAUACGCACCGUUCCGUGAUGAUAAUAAGAAGCUGCACCCGUGCCUGGUGGACUUUGGCAGUCUGCCUGAGCCUGAGAAGAACUAUAACCUGGCCAUGUCUGGAGAAACCCUCAAGACUCUGCUGGCCUUGGGUUGCCAUGUGGGUAUGGGGGAUGAGAAAGCCGAGGAGAACCUGAAGAAGAUCAAACUGCCCAAAACGUACAUGCAGAGUAGUGGCUAUAAGCCCGCCCCUCUGGACCUGAACCACGUGAAGCUGACGCCCAAUCAGAACACUCUGGUGGAGAGACUGGCAGAGAACGGGCACAACGUCUGGGCACGGGACCGCGUGCGCCAAGGGUGGACAUAUAGCAUCGUACAGGACAUCGUGAACAAGCGCAAUCCGCGCCUCGUGCCCUAUAACCUUCUGGAUGAGAAAACCAAGAAGACCAAUCGGGAGACAGUAUGUGCUGCCGUGCGCACUCUGAUUGGCUACGGCUACAACAUUGAACCACCAGAUCAGGAGAGCAGUCCCGGUGCAGGGGGCUCCCGCAGUGAUAAGUUGCGGGUGUUCCGAGCGGAGAAGUCGUACGCGGUCACUCAGGGGAAGUGGUACUUUGAGUUCGAGGCGGUGACCGUCGGGGAGAUGCGCGUCGGCUGGUCUCGUCCCAACGUGCGCGCGGACGUGGAGCUCGGAGGGGAUGACCUCGCCUAUGUCUUCAACGGCUUCAAGGCUCAGCGCUGGCAUGUGGGGAACGAGCCGUUCGGCCGCAGCUGGUUGCCGGGCGACGUGGUGGGCUGCAUGAUCGACCUGGUGGAGCAGAACAUCAUGUUCACGCUCAACGGCGAGAUGCUGAUCAGCGACUCUGGCUCCGAGAUGGCCUUCAAGGACAUCGAGAUCGGAGAAGGCUUCAUCCCGGUGUGCAGUCUGGGCCUGUCCCAGGUGGGGCGUCUAAACCUGGGUCAGAACGUGAGCUCGCUGCGCUACUUCACCAUCUGUGGGCUGCAGGAGGGCUUCGAGCCCUUCGCCAUCAACAUGAAGAGGGACAUCACCAUGUGGUUCAGCAAGAGCCUGCCGCAGUUCGUCCCCGCGCCCACCGACCACCCGCACAUAGAGGUGUCUCGAGUGGACGGCACAGUGGACAGCGCCCCCUGUCUGAAGUUGACCCACAAGACGUUCGGCUCCCAGAAUGCCAACACGGACCUGCUGUUCCUGCGCCUGAGCAUGCCCAUCGAGUUCCACGAGACCUUCAAGGUGCCCGCGGGUGCCACGCCCGUCACCCGCGCCCCCACCAUCCCCGAGGACGAGGCGCUGGAUAUUGAGCCGGACUCUGAGUUCGAGCAGCUGAAGAAGUCGGCCAGCCGCAAGGAGCAGGACGAGAAGGAGAAGGAGGCCUCCGUACCCAAGGAGCUGCCCGGCAACGGCAAGGAGAACGAGAAGGACACCACCACGGAGAAGAGCAAGAAGAAGGGGUUCCUGUUCAAGGCUAAGAAGGCUGCGUUCGUGACUCCUCCUCCGGUCAUCCUGGUGCCUCGUCUGGUGGAGGAUGUGGUGCCUGAUGACCGCGAUGACAUCGAUGUCAUCCUCAACACCACUACAUACUACUACUCUGUGCGAGUGUUUGCGGGUCAGGAGCCCACAGGUGUGUGGGUGGGCUGGGUCACACCUGACUACCACCAGUACGACCUUCACUUUGACCUCAGCAAGGUGCGCAACGUCACCGUCACCGUGGGAGAUGACAAGGGCAACAUUCAUGAUAGUAUGAAGCGCAGUAACUGCUACAUGGUGUGGGGUGGUGAGUUUGGGAGUUCGCAGCAGACGCGCAUCAGCCAGGAGGACUUCAUCAUCGGCUGCCUGGUGGACCUGGACACAGGCCUCAUGACCUUCACCGUCAACGGGAAAGAGGUCAACGCCUUCUACCAGGUGGAGCCGAACACUAAGCUGUUCCCUGCUGUAUUCUGCCUGCCUUCUAGUCAGAACAUGCUGCAGAUAGAACUGGGCAAACUGAAGAACAUCAUGCCCUUGUCUGCGGCCAUGUUCCGCAGCGACCGCAAGAACCCGGUUCCUCAGUGCCCUCCGCGUCUGGACCUGCAGAUGCUGACCCCGGUCAUCUGGAGCCGCAUGCCCAACCACUUCCUGUCUCCGGAGACGGGCCGGGUCAGCGAGCGGCUCGGCUGGAAGGUGGAGUGUCAGGACCCGCUCAUCAUGAUGGCGCUGCAUAUACCAGAGGAGAACAGGUGUAUCGACAUCCUGGAGCUGUCUGAGCGGCUGGACCUGCUGAAGUUCCACUACCACACGCUGAAGCUGUACGGCUCGGUGUGCGCGCUAGGCAACAACCGCGUGGCCCACGCCCUGUGCAGCCACGUGGACGAGUCGCAGCUGAUCUACGCCAUCGAGAACACCUACCUGCCCGGGCCCAUCCGCAGCGGCUACUACGACCUGCUCAUCAGUAUGCAUCUGGAGUCGGCCCGCCGCAACCGCCUGAUGACCAACCGUGAGUUCAUCGUGCCGAUGACGGACGCCACGCGGAGCAUCCGGCUGUACUCGGACGCGGAGAAGGCCCACGCGCUGCCCGGCGUCGGGCUGACCACCUGCCUCCGGCCCAAACUGCACUUCGCCCCCACGGGCUUCGUGGGGACCAACGCGGACCUGUACACGCUUAGUCCGAUUAUACCGCUACAGAUCCUGAAGGACAAGGCGCUGACCAUGCUGACGGAGGCUGUGCAGGACGGCGUGCAGGCCAUGCGGGACCCAGUAGGGGGCAGCGUGGAGUUCCACUUCGUGCCCAUCCUCAAGCUCAUCAGCACACUGCUCAUCAUGGGCGUGUUCGAGGACGAAGAUGUCAAGCACAUCCUCAAGAUGAUCGAGCCCAACGUGUUCGGGGAGGAGGGUCACGGAGAUGAGGCGGGGCCAGAGGCGGGCGCGACCCUCAAAGAGGCGGGGCCUGAGCAGAAGGAGCAAGAGGAGGCGCAGGAAGGGGAGGCGCCAGACGAAGGCAUGGGAGAGGAAGAGGAGGAGUUUGAGGAGGAAGAGGAGGAGUUUGAUGUGGAGGAGGAGCCUUUUGAGGAGGAAGAGGAGGAGGGAGAGGAGGCUCUGGAGGAGAAGGCAGCCUUGAGGAAACGGGCCGGACGGGGUGGGAAAGAGGCGGGGCCAACGGCGCCAGUGGAGGCGGAGCAUAAAGAGGAGGACGGAGUGCAUGAAGGUCUGCUGCACAUGAAGCUCCCAGAGUCAGUCAAGCUACAGAUGUGCACCCUGCUGCAGUACUUCUGUGACUGUGAGCUGCGUCACCGUGUGGAGUGCAUCAUCGCGUUCUCGGACCAGUUUGUGAGCGAGGUGCAGGGCAACCAGAGGAUGCGCUACAACGAGCUGAUGCUGGCCUUCACCAUGAGCGCCGCCGAGACCGCCAGGAAGACCCGCGAGUUCCGCUCGCCCCCGCAGGAGCAGGUUAACAUGCUGAUGAACUUCAAGAACUGUCCAGAGGAGGAGGACUGUCCGGUCCCAGAGGGCGUCCGCCAUGACCUGGUGAACUUCCACAACGACCUGCUCGCUCACUGCGGCGUGCACAUAGAGGAGGAGGAGGAGGAGGAAGAGGUGGAUAACUCCCUGAGGGGGCGGCUGGUGCGCAUGCUGGAGAAGGUCAAGAACCUCCGCAAGAAGAAGGAGGAGACGGAACCGGAGCCCGAGGAGGAGGCCAAGCCCCAGACCCUUCAGGCGCUCAUCUCCCACACCAUGAUCCACUGGGCCCAGGAGUCGUUCAUCCAGAACCCCGAGCUGGUGCGCCUGAUGUUCAGCCUGCUGCACCGGCAGUACGACGCGCUGGGGGAGCUGAUCCGGGCCGUGCCCAAGGCCUACACCAUCAACGUGGUGUCCGUGCAGGACACCAUGGACCUGCUGGAGUGCCUCAGCCAGAUCCGCUCGCUGCUCAUCGUCCAGAUGGGCCCGGAGGAGGAGCGGCUCAUGAUCCAGAGCAUCGGGAACAUCAUGAGCAAUAAGGUGUUCUACCAGCAUCCCAACCUGAUGAGAGCGCUGGGCAUGCACGAGACCGUCAUGGAGGUCAUGGUCAACGUGCUGGGAGGAGGGGACUCCAAGGAGAUCCGUUUCCCGCGCAUGGUGACCAACUGCUGCCGCUUCCUGUGCUACUUCUGCCGUAUCAGCCGGCAGAACCAGCGCUCCAUGUUCGACCACCUCAGCUACCUGCUGCAGAACAGCGGCAUCGGCCUGGGGGUGCGUGGGUCCACUCCUCUGGACGUGGCCGCAUCCUCCUGCAUCGACAACAACGAGCUAGCGCUGGCCCUGCAGGAGCAGGACCUGGAGAUGGUGGUGAAGUACCUGGCUGGCUGUGGGCUGCAGAGCUGUCCCAUGCUGAUGGCUAAAGGCUACCCUGACAUCGGCUGGAACCCCUGCGGAGGAGAGAAGUACCUGGACUUCCUGCGCUUCGCCGUGUUCGUCAACGGGGAGAGCGUGGAGGAGAACGCUAAUGUUGUGGUGCGUCUGCUGAUUCGUCGGCCCGAGUGCUUUGGCCCCGCCCUGAGAGGUGAGGGGGGUAACGGCCUGCUGGCCGCCAUCGAAGAGGCCAUCAAGAUCUCCGAGGACCCCGCACGAGAUGGCCCCUCCGUCAAGAAGGACAGACGCCUCCAUAUUCAUGGCGGCGGGGAGGAGCAGCAUGAGGAGAACCGUGUCCACCUGGGCAACGCCAUCAUGUCCUUCUACUCAGCACUCAUCGACCUGCUGGGGCGCUGCGCACCUGAGAUGCACUUGAUCCAGGCGGGUAAGGGGGAGGCUCUGCGUAUCCGCGCCAUCCUGCGCUCUCUGGUGCCCCUAGAGGACCUGGUGGGCGUCAUCAGUCUGUCAGUGCAGAUACCCGCCUUUGGCAAGGACAACUGCAUCAUCGAGCCCAAGAUGUCGGCGAGCUUCGUGCCAGACCACAAGGCCCCCAUGGUGCUGUUCCUGGACCGCGUCUACGGCAUCGACAACCAGGACUUCCUGCUGCACGUGCUCGAGAUCGGCUUCCUGCCCGACAUGAGGGCUGCUGCCUCACUCGACACGGCGGCGUUCAGCACCACUGAGAUGGCUCUGGCUCUGAACCGCUACCUGUGCUCGGCCGUGUUGCCCCUCAUCACCAAGUGUGCGCCGCUGUUCGCCGGCACCCCGGGCCACCGCGCCAUCAUGAUCGACUCCAUGCUGCACACCAUCUACCGCCUCUCCAGGGGGCGCUCUCUCACCAAGGCCCAGCGGGACGUCAUCGAGGAGUGCCUCAUGUCCCUCUGCAAGUACCUCCGUCCAUCCAUGCUGCAGCACCUGUUGAGACGGCUGGUGUUCGACGUGCCCAUUCUGAACGAGUACGCCAAGAUGCCCCUCAAGCUCCUGACCAAUCACUAUGAGCGGUGCUGGAAGUACUACUGCUUGCCCAACGGCUGGGGCAACUUUGGGCUGGCAUCAGAGGAGGAGCUGCAUCUCACCCGCAAGCUCUUCUGGGGCAUCUUCGAGUCGCUCGCGCACAAGAAAUUUGACUCGGAGCUGUUCAAGAUCGCCAUGCCAUGCAUCUGUGCCAUCGCGGGUGCCAUCCCCCCGGACUACGUGGACGCCAGCUACUCCUCCAAGACGGAGAAGAAGGCGUCCGUGGAUGCAGAGGGCAACUUUGACCCCAAACCCGUGGAGACCACCAACACCAUCAUCCCGGAGCGUCUGGACGCGUUCAUUAACCGCUACGCCGAGUACACACACGACAGAUGGGCCUUCGAGAAGAUUCAGAAUAAUUGGACCUAUGGAGAAAUUCUAGAUGAAAACACCAAGACCCACCCAAUGCUCAGACCCUACAAGACCUUCUCAGAAAAGGAUAAGGAGAUCUACCGGUGGCCCAUAAAGGAGUCGGUGAAGGCCAUGCUGGCCUGGGAGUGGACGCUGGACAAAGCCCGGGACGGAGAGGAGGACAAGACGGAGAAGAAGAAGAAGAUCUCGCAGACCGCACAGGCAACCUAUGACCCCAGCCAUGGCUACAGCCCACAGCCAAUCGACGUUACUGGCAUGGCCCUGUCCAGAGAACUACUGUCUAUGGCAGAGCAGCUGGCAGAGAACUACCACAACACCUGGGGACGCAAGAAGAAGAUGGAGCUGCAGGCCAAGGGCGGAGGCACCCACCCCCUGCUGGUGCCGUACGACACCCUGACGGCAAAGGAGAAGGCGCGUGAUCGAGAGAAGGCCCACGAGCUGCUCAAGUUCUUGCAGCUCAAUGGAUACGCUGUCACCAGGGGAAUGAAGGAUAUGGAGCUGGACACCUCGUCCAUAGAGAAGCGCUUUGCAUACGGUUUCCUACAGAAGCUUCUGAAGUGGAUGGACAUCGCACAGGAGUUCAUUGCACAUCUCGAGGCUGUUGUGAGCAGUGGGAGAGUGGAGAAGUCUCCUCAUGAGCAGGAAAUCAAGUUCUUUGCCAAGAUCCUGCUGCCCCUGAUUAACCAGUACUAUAAGAACCACUGCCUCUACUUCCUGUCCACUCCAGCCAAAGUGCUGGGCAGUGGUGGACACUCCUCCAACAAGGAGAAAGAGAUGAUCGCCAGUAUCUUCUGUAAAAUGUCUGCCCUGGUGAGGCACCGAGUUUUUCUCUUUGGGACGGAUGCUCCGGCCAUCGUCAACUGCCUCCACAUCCUGGCCCGCUCACUGGAUGCCAGGACGGUGAUGAAGUCGGGUCCUGAGAUCGUGAAGGCCGGCCUGCGCUCCUUCUUCGAGAGUGCUGCUGACGACAUCGAGAAGAUGGUGGAGAACCUCAAGCUAGGAAAGGUCUCCAAGGGCAACCAGCCGGUAAAGGGCGUGUCUCAGAACAUCAACUACACCACCGUGGCCCUGCUGCCGGUCCUCACCUCUCUGUUUGACCACAUCGCCCAGUCCCAGUUUGGAGACGAUGUCAUACUGGAUGAUCUGCAGAUGUCCUGCUAUCGCCUAAUGUGCAGCAUGUACUGCUGUGGCACAAUCAAGACGCCCCACGUUGAGAGGCUCCGCCCCGCUCUGGGUGAGUGUUUAGGUCACCUGGCGUCUGCGAUGCCCGUGGCGUACCUGGAGCCGCACCUGAACGAGUACAACGCCUUCUCCGUCUACACCACCAAGACCCCCCGCGAGAGAUCCAUUCUGGGUCUGCCCAAUGAGGUGCAGGAGCUGUGUCCAGACAUCCCGGAGCUGGACAUCCUGCUGAAGGAGAUCGGCGAGCUGGCGGAGUCGGGCGCCCGCUACACGGAGAUGCCCCACGUCAUCGAGAUCACGCUGCCCAUGCUCUGCAACUACCUGCCCCGCUGGUGGGAGCGCGGCGCCGAGAACUUCCCGGAGCAGGAGGGCCAGCUGUGCACCGAGGUCACCUCCGACCAGCUCAACCAGCUGCUGGGCAGCAUCAUGAAGAUCGUGGUCAACAACCUGGGCAUCGACGAGGCCUCCUGGAUGAAGAGACUUGCAGUGUUCUCCCAGCCCAUCGUGAGCCGUGCGAAGCCGGAGAUGCUGAAGUCCCACUUCAUCCCCACCAUGGAGAAGCUGAAGAAGCGCACGGCCAAGGUGGUGGCGGAGGAGGACAAGCUGCGUCUGGAGGGCAAGUCGGAGGGCGACGAGGAGGAGGGCACCAUACGUGACGAGUUCGCCGUGCUCUGCAGGGACCUCUACGCCCUCUACCCGCUGCUCAUCCGCUACGUGGACAACAACAGGGCUCGCUGGCUGACGUGUCCUGACCCAGAUGCAGAGGAGUUGUUCCGUAUGGUUGGGGAGGUCUUCAUCUACUGGUCCAAGUCCCACAACUUCAAACGAGAGGAGCAGAACUUUGUGGUCAUGAAUGAGAUCAACAACAUGUCUUUCCUGACUGCAGACAGCAAGAGUAAAAUGAGCAAGGCUGGGGGCUCAGAUGUGGAGCGUACCAAGAAGAAGCGCAGGGGGGACCGCUACUCUGUGCAGACGUCUCUGAUCGUGGCCUCGCUCAAGAAGAUGCUCCCCAUCGGCCUCAACAUGUGCUCGCCCGCCGACCAGGAGCUCAUCAACAUCGCCAAGAUACGCUACUCACUGAGAGACACAGAUGAGGAGGUGAGGGAGUUCCUACAGGCCAACCUACAUCUUCAGGGCAAGGUGGACAACCCGUCCAUGCGAUGGCAGAUGACUUUGUACAGGGAGAUGGCCGGGAAGGUUGAGGAUGCAGACGCUCCAGAAAAAGUAGUCAAGAGAGUACAGGAAGUGUCUGCUGUGAUCUAUCACAUAGAGGUGACUGAGCAUCCCUUUAAGUCCAAGAAGAUGGUUUGGCACAAGCUACUGUCCAAGCAGAGACGCCGAGCAGUGGUGGCCUGCUUUAGGAUGACCCCUCUGUACAACCUACCCAGGCACAGGGCUUCUAACAUGUUCCUGGAUGGCUACAAGCGGAACUGGCUCCAUACAGAGGGCUACUCGUUUGAGGACAGGAUGAUAGAUGACCUAUCUGUGAAAAGCUCUGAGGAAGAGGAGGAUGAGGAAGAGGAGCGGGAGACGAAGCCGGACCCCCUGCACCAGCUCAUCCUGCACUUCAGCCGCACCGCUC
Messenger RNA from Sardina pilchardus (European sardine), 11403 nucleotides. RefSeq names its product ryanodine receptor 1-like. Lineage: Eukaryota; Metazoa; Chordata; Actinopteri; Clupeiformes; Clupeidae. Gene Ontology annotation, molecular function: ryanodine-sensitive calcium-release channel activity; protein binding. The record is from RefSeq and is a predicted model, not a curated record. Gene Ontology annotation, cellular component: Z disc; sarcoplasmic reticulum membrane; sarcolemma. Gene Ontology annotation, biological process: release of sequestered calcium ion into cytosol by sarcoplasmic reticulum; striated muscle contraction.